AUGCAUACGGUAGGAACAGUUGAUCCGGCUGGGUUAUCAAUCAAUGACGUCUCCAGUUCUUAUCAGAAGAAUUUGUUCCAAACAUGGAUUAUCACUGUGAGUAAAUAUUGGCGUGCGCCAAAUACGGGCCAUGGUCAUUACGAGGAAAAACGCGUGGCUACUGCGUGUGCCAACUGGGAGUGGGAGGUAGCACUACAUAACUACACCUCCAAGGAGCGUUUUGCCGUCGGCUCCGAAUUCACACCAGCACAAGGAUCGUCGGAGUUUCUCGACAUUGCCUUUCGGUCAACAUAUCGUACUACGGUAUUGGAUGCCAACGUUACUGCAAAGCUUCGGUCAGUUACACAUGCGACAGUGAAGGAAAGCGAAUCUGUCGAGAGGGGUGGUCGAGCGAACAGUGUGAUCAACCCAUAUGCCAAGACGGCUGUCAGUACGGACGCUGUGUGGAGCCGGGCAGAUGUGAAUGUGAUCACGGGUUCUUUGGACCAAAUUGCAAGGAGUGUCGUCGUAGUGAGGCCUGCCGCCAUGGCAAAUGUCGUGACAAUCAGCCGUUCACCUGCGCUUGUGAGCCCGGUUGGGGUGGUAUCUUCUGCGAGAGAGAUCUUGAGUAUUGUACUCGACAUGAUCCGUGUAAAAAUGGAGGAGUCUGCACGAAUGGAGGUGUCCAAAGUGAUUUCACCUGCCGUUGUCCUGAAGGUUACGUCGGUACAACGUGUGAGAUCGCUGUGCCUAGCAUCUGUCAGCAUCAUGGGAUUUGCCGCAAUGGUGGACUCUGUACAACUGCCGACACGAAGCUGGGUAGAUGUGAAUGUACCGAAGGUUUCGAGGGAAGAUAUUGCGAAAAAAGGAAAGCUCUCAUCAAUGAAGCAUGUUCCUCCACCAGUUGCAACAAUGGCUUCGAUCCUACUGCUAGCUACAUGUGUCGUGGUAUUUUUCCUGAAGUACAAACGAAUGCGACGGUUGAUUAAAGAUCCGAUCACACAGAACGCCAUCAACGAACAUCGGCAAAUUCAUGAACUUCCGAAACGAUUGAAGGAUUGUCAGUCACCGUCAGAUGAAGCGUACAAGGUGUUCGUGAUCCCAUCGAAGAAGUGUAAAGAUCUGGAUGAUAUCGACUAUGAAAAAGGAUACAUAUCACCACCACGUGGACGUUACCGUACCCUUCCGUGUAUUGACGUCGUCGCCGUAUCGUCAGUGGCUGUCGCAUGUACGAAAACUGUGACCGAACCCGAUGAUCCAUAUACGGAAAUCGAAUUUCGACCGACUACUGUAGCAUUGGAGGAUAAGAAAUUAGCGGAUAAUGCUUGUGUGGUAUAG
This is a messenger RNA of Haemonchus placei, 1317 nucleotides long. The record is from the annotation of a GenBank genome assembly. Lineage: Eukaryota; Metazoa; Nematoda; Chromadorea; Rhabditida; Trichostrongylidae.